UUUUAAAAAUUUAUAAGUAUAUACGGAUCCCUUGCUUUAAAAUCAUGUAAGACAUUACCGUGGAAUGUGUUUUCCAAGGUUAAUAAAAAACGGUCUGUCGUUUAAAUAAAACCGCGCGGAAUGCGACACCGACUGCAGCGGGACAUGAACUGUCAAAAAAAUACUACAUUUGACAUUUGAUAAUCGCGUGGAAAUUUUGUGGAAUUGGAGUGUUUUUGUUAUAAAUGUAGAAAUAUUUGAAAAGCAUGCAGAACCAGAGAGUUAAAGCCUCCUCAGCCCAACUCAAAUAUUUGUUUGACUUCAUGAAAGCGAAUCAAGAAUGUUUUGCGGGGCGCGGUAGUGGCCUCCUAGGAAAAUUAGAGAUAGAACGGCAAUGGCAGCAGUUAACAGAAACAUUGAAUGGCAUGGGAGGUCCAGUUAAAUCUGUGGAUAAAUGGAAACAGACAUGGCGGGAUGUACGGAAUAGUCUCAGAAAAAAAGCUACAAAAUAUAAAAAAGAAGUCAAAUGGGAUACUCCGGGAGGCACUGGCAAUGGGCCGUCACGACUGAAUUCAGCGGAGACUAGGAAUCUGAGAGUUACUGCUGCACCUCCUGCGGUACCAAACAAACAGAAAGACAAAGAAAUUAAUUUGUGUGCCGAAGCAAGUAACAGCACUUCUAAUCCUUUAGAUAAACCUAGAAUAAUAUUCCGUAAAUUAGUAAAAGAAAAAUUGGCUACUGCUGAAUCAAAACGAGAAUUAAUUAAAGAAGAAUUAGAGGAAAGAAAAUUAAGAAAGCAGAUUUUAAGAGAAGAGUUGCAAAAUAAAAGAGAGUUACAUGAAUUGGAGAAGAAAGAAAGACUUUUAAGAUUAGAGAUUUUAAGGACAGAAUUAAGAAAUAAGAGAAACUAGGUAGCAUCUACCUUUAUGUUAAACAACAUUAUUUUAAAUAAAUAUAUUUUCUGUUUCAUAAU
Molecule: messenger RNA, 952 nt
Organism: Manduca sexta (tobacco hornworm)
Lineage: Eukaryota; Metazoa; Arthropoda; Insecta; Lepidoptera; Sphingidae
Exons: 5
Coding region: 246-890 (214 amino acids)
Source: RefSeq, a predicted model, not a curated record